AUGCUUCGACGAGUGAGGCAAUUGUUGAUCGCGUGCGCGUGCGCGUGCGCGGUGGUGAUGUUCGAGGAGACGGCGCGGUGGCGACCGGGCGCGUGGGCGAGCGGCGCGCGCGCGGCGCUGGCGCUGUGCGGUAUCGGUAUCGCGGCGACGACGGUGGCGAUGCGAUACGUCGAUAGGGUGAAUGGGGUGCAUAAUUUCAGUGGAGGGGCGAACGGGAGAUCGAGCGCGUUCGGGUCGACGGGCGGGGCGGACGCGGAGGCGGGCGGAUCGAACGGGACGCGGGCGACGUGGAACGGGAGCUCUUGGACCUCGCGCUCGGGAUCGUUCGGUAACAACGCGAGCGUCGGUGCGGCGAAUGAGACGAAUGUUGAUAAAGUUCAGGGCACGGGCGCGUUUGGGUACGGCGGGUAUCAGGACGAGGUUGAUUACGACGACGCGCGAGCGAGAGGUGAGCGCGAGCGCGCCGAGCAAGAGCGAUGGGCGCGCUGGGAGGCCGAGGAUGAGGAGCGUGAGAAUCGCCGAGCGAGCAGUCGCGCGGAGAAAAAGGUUGAGGACAGGGCGAAGAAGGAAAAGUCCCGCGCCAAGCGAUGGGCGCGAUACGACGAGCAAUGGGAGCUCCUGGAGUCCGCCGCGUCUUCGGGUGAACCGCUUCGAUACGAUGACGUCCCGUGGCCUCCUAAGAUGAAGGAACUUCUUGACCGUGAAUCCGGCGGAGAAAAUGCUUCCGAUCGCGAUCGCAAGCUCGCCUAUCACCGUUGCGUCAAGCGUUGGCAUCCGGACAAGUUUUUGUCCAAAUUCAGAGCCCGCAUCGAGCUCGGCGGCGACGCUGAUAAGAUCGCCGAGCGCGUCGGCGCCGUCGCCAAGGCCCUCACCCUCGCGUACGGCGCCGCCUAG
Molecule: messenger RNA, 894 nt
Organism: Ostreococcus tauri
Lineage: Eukaryota; Viridiplantae; Chlorophyta; Mamiellophyceae; Mamiellales; Bathycoccaceae
Product: unnamed product
Exons: 1
Coding region: 1-894 (297 amino acids)
Biological process (GO): canonical NF-kappaB signal transduction
Source: RefSeq, a predicted model, not a curated record